ACUGUUGGCUAAACAAUGAUUUGUUAUCAUCAUUAAUUGUGACAAUUAAUACGAUUACUUUGGAUCAUCACCAUGUAUCAUAAACAAUGAGGUGAGACGAUACUACACACAUCCAAUAGAGGUCGCUGCUCUCCAAGUUCAAGUUCAAAAGCAGUAUUUGCAAUUCAUCAGGAAUCGACCGGACAAGGGUUUAUGUUAUAACAUCAAAUUAUCUAAUGCCACCAUCUUAAACACCGUCCAUAACCAUUUAAAAUGCAUGUCGCUUCAUGCAGUAUUUAUAUGGAGAACGGUUAGAUUGUGUUUCAUUUGAUUUAAGCUAUCGAUCGCCGUAUCCACAUUCUUCACGCAAGAAUGCCCAUAAAAUCAAUAUAAUAUAUGUAUUGGUUUUUGAGUACAAACAGAGGGUUGCUGGACAUAUAGACGACCAACAGCAAAAACAUUAUAAGACAACUGCGUACACGCAAGAACAUAUGAUAUAUUUUCAACAGGAUUAAAAAUAAAAACAAAUCAGAAAUCAAUAUAUCGGGUGUACGAUCACAACAACAGGCCAGAAGGUUCUUCAUCUGACCAUGAGAAACAUAAAACCACUCAAGCGGCGCGUUGCGUUCGCGUUGCUCGCAUGGUCGCGUCAGAUCUGAUCAGCGUCUCGUAAUAUCUAUCUAUAGUGAUAAUAAAAAAUCAAUAACCGUAUAAACUCUCUUCUUUUAACGGAUGAAAACGUAUCCAGCAUCCCCCUCCCGUUCCUGCGCCACGGGGAGCUCGACUCAACGCGGAAACUCCAUCCCGCGUUUUCUGCCUUUUAUUGAGGACGCUCUCAAUAAUUGUUUUCAGCAGUCCUAUUCAAUAUCGCAGGUCGGCGUUCGUUCGAUAACUCCGUUCCUCGCGCGCCCGCGCCGUUCGAUCUGCUCCGCUCCGUGUUUUGCGCGCGGUCCCCCGCCUCUCUCUCUCUCUCUCUCGUGCUCUCUCUCUCGCUGAACUCCAGCCCCUCUCGCGCUCUCUCUAUCAGCCUUUCAUUCCGUCUCAAUAUGUCUCAAGAUGGCGGCCAAUGCGGGAUCCAUGUUUCAAUAUUGGAAACGCUUUGAUUUGCAGCAGCUCCAGAAAGAACUGGAUGCCACCGCCGCAGCCCUGGCCAACAGACAGGAUGAAAGCGAGCAGUCCAGGAAAAAACUCAUCGACCAAAGCCGCGAGUUCAAGAAGGAUACUCCAGAGGAUUUGCGUAAACAGAUAGCUCCUUUGCUGAAGGGCUUCCAAGCAGAGAUCGACGCCUUGAGUAAAAGAAGUAAAGAAUCAGAGGCUGCUUUCCUCAGCGUGUACAAGAGAUUAAUCGAUGUCCCAGAUCCUGUCUCGACUCUGGAGGCAGCUCAGCAACUCCAGGUGACUGUUCGGAAGAUGCACGACUUGGAGACAGAAAACCAGAGGCUCAAAGAUACACUACAAGAGUACGAACGCGAAAUUGCAGAGGUUAAAAACCAAGAAGUCACUAUUAAAGCACUUAAAGAGAAGUUGGAGCAGUAUGAGCGUUCUCUGCAGGCCAAGAACACAGAGGAAGCUCCCGAUCAGAACCAGGACCGAUCAGGAAGAGAAGAGAGGGAAAGCAAAGGGGAAAACCUUCCUAACAACUAUGCAGACAAGGAGAGUCAGCCACAGCAGAGCCAGGACAGCAGGACAGAAGACUUGGACAUGAAAACGCAGUCCUUACAAACAGCACUUGAAGCAACUCAGGCAGAACUCCAUGAACUGAAGACGAAAUACGAUGAAGAAUCCACAGCAAAGGCCAAUGAGAUUGAAGUGGUGAUGACAGAUUUGGAAAGAGCCAAUCAGAGGGCCGAGGCGGCAGAGAGUGAGGCCGUGAGCCUGAGGGAGCAGCUCAAUUCAGCUGGCAAAACCCUGCAACCAUCCAAUCAGAUCCAGAAAGCACCGGAAGUAGACAAGUCUCUGGAGGCGCUAUCUUGCAGCAGUCUGGAGGCAGAGCUGGGUGCAAAGGAAAGGGAGGUAGAGCGUUUGGCCGAGGACGUUCAGAGACUUCAAGCCAGUCUGGCCCAGCUCAGCGAGACCUCCACCAAUCAGAUCAGCCAGCUCGAGCAGCAGCUGAGCUCCAAAGAGGCCAUAUUAAAGCAACUUGAAGAAAAUCUUCAAGAGCAGUCAGACUACGAGGAGAUCAAACGAGAACUCUGCAACCUGAAAUCAAUGGCGCACAAAUCAUCAGAUCAUCACUCUUCAGUACAGGACUCAUCCAAGCCGUUGGAGAUGUUGCUGACGGGGAAAGUCCAUAGCCAGCUGUCUGAGAGCACUUUGAAACGACUGGCCAACAAUGACUUCAGUGGAUCAGUGGGGCGGAAAAGUAAAGAAACCACAGUGGAAAAUCCUCAGCGUCUUCCUGCCACUCCAGUCCCUACCACACUCCAGGGGUCCCCUCCUCCCCCCUCCCCUCAGCUUUUGAUGAGGACGGGCACCGCUACCUCCGAAUCUGCUGCCAGUGCCAACGGUACACACCCUUUCUCCCCCACGGGCAUCGGGCCAGACUUCUUUACCCCCGGCAUGGCCAGCGUGGGUGCCACGUUCCCCCCGUUGGCUGGCAAAAUGGCACUCAACUCUCUUCUUCAGAGGCAGCUCAUGCAAACCAUCUACACCAAAGCCCUCCAGGACCCUUCUCCAAGUUCUGUGCUCUUCGGGCUGCCUCAUUAUGCUACAACCAACUCUCUCUCCAGCCCCCUACCCCCUCAGUCAGCGGGCAGCCCGGAGGUUAAUGGCCUGGCGCCCUCUCCCAGCCAGUCUGAGGGCGCAGGCAGCACAUCGGAAGGGGAGGAAAUGGACACAGCUGAGAUUGCGCGACAGGUCAAGGAGCAGCUGAUCAAACACAACAUCGGCCAGCGUGUGUUCGGCCAUUAUGUGUUGGGUCUGUCCCAAGGCUCGGUCAGUGAGAUUCUGGCCCGGCCCAAGCCCUGGAGCAAGUUAACUAUCCGUGGCAAAGAGCCCUUUCACAAGAUGAAGCACUUCCUGUCUGAUGAGCAGAACAUCCUGGCGCUGAGGAGCAUCCAGGGCAGGCAGAGAGAGAACCCAGGCCAGAACCUGAACAGAGUGUUUCAGGAUGUUCCGAAGCGAAGAACCGGCUCGGAAGGCUCCACGCGGCCAGGUAACAUCACCACACGGAUCCGCACACCUGAGACCGGCUCCGAUGAAGCCAUCAAGUCCAUCUUGGAGCAGGCCAAGAGAGAGUUACAAGUGCAGAAAGCAGACGGUGUGGGGGAGAGGCAACGGCGAUCAGGUUACCACAGAGGGUCGGGCAGCUAUUUCCAAAUAUAUGCACACAGUCUAAGACUUGUUGAGAGUUCUCAGACUCCGUCCUCCUCCAGCAACUCCGACGAGAACAUUCGUUCCAUCCUUGAGCAGGCUCGGAGGGAGAUGGAGGCCCAGCAGGUGGCUCUGGAGCCCGUACUGAAGGCCAGCUCUAUGGCCCCGACCGAUCUGUCGCUCCUGGGCUCCCCGCUCUCCAGCCUCCCCUACACCCCUAUUGCUCAGUCUCUGAAGAAGCCCUCCACCUCUCCUCUCUUGGACUUCCACAGUGGGGUGAAGAAGGAGAUAGGUGAGGUGGCCGUCUCAGAUGUGGGGGUGGACGGAGUGCACAAGCUCGGACGUCUCUCUGAGAGUGGAGGAGGUUUAGGUGGGGGUUCUUGGAGGGAGCACUGGUGGAGCACAGGUCUCUCUGAGCGUCGCAGAACCGGGCAGCCCUCUGUUAGCGAAGACGCCCACAGCCAAGAGGAUAGCAAGGAGAAGCUCCCUCGGCUGGGCAGCACUGCGCCCGUGGCUCCUGCUUCCUCUCUGGAUUACUGGAAAGACUGGCCCAGCUCAGAGUCCCCAUACUCCCAGAGCUCAGAGCUGAGUCUGCAGAUGCCCAGCGGCAGCGAGACGCCUCAGAGCAGCCCACUGCCUUCCUCCUCGCCUUUACUGUCUUUCCCCAAAGUCGCCAAACCCGUGGUGCCCCCGCUCACACCUGAGCAGUACGAGUACUACAUGUACCAGGAAGUGGACACUGUCGAUCUCACACAGCAGGUCAAAGACAAACUAGCCAAGAAUGGCAUCUGCCAGCGGAUCUUUGGCGAGAAGGUGCUGGGCCUCUCUCAGGGGAGCGUAAGCGACAUGCUCUCUCGGCCGAAGCACUGGAGCAAGCUCACGCAGAAAGGAAGAGAGCCGUUUAUACGCAUGCAGUUAUGGCUGAACGGAGAGCUGGGCCAGGCACUGUUGCCAAUGCCUGGACAGACACAAGAGAUUACUCCGAAGACCUCAGCCAGCUGCAGUCCUGCCCCAGAAUCCCCUCUGAGUUCGGCUGAGGAGUCUGUUAAAAGCCAGCAGGAGGAGCAGAUGUGCCGAGUGUCCAUCCAGGAGCCCAGCGAAACUUCCGAGUCCCAGCCCGGCACGCCUCUACCGUUACCUCUGCCGGGACACUCAGGGCUCAACAUACAAGAGAUGGUAGCGAUGUCGCCUGAGCUGGACACCUACGCCAUCACUAAGAAAGUGAAAGAAGUUCUAACAGAUAACAACCUUGGUCAGCGUCUGUUUGGCGAGAGCAUCCUGGGUUUGACGCAGGGCUCCGUGUCUGAUCUGCUGGCCCGGCCCAAGCCCUGGCACAAGCUCAGUCUGAAGGGUCGAGAGCCGUUCGUACGCAUGCAGCUGUGGCUGAGCGACCCGCAGAACGUGGAGAAGCUCAUGGACAUGAAGCGGAUGGAAAAGAAAGCCUACAUGAAGAGGCGCCACAGCUCCAUCGGUGAGAGUCAUUCGCUGGAGACUGGUCUGUCAGGAAGUGAUCUCACUCAGGGCGCCAGCCCCCAAAACCUCUCCCAGCAGCAGCAGCAGCAGCAGCAGCCCCAGCUGAAGAAACCCCGUGUGGUGCUGGCUCCAGAAGAGAAGGAAGCUCUGAAGAGAGCCUACCAACAGAAGCCUUACCCCUCCCCUAAAACCAUCGAGGAGUUAGCGAGCCAGCUCAACCUUAAAACCAGCACGGUCAUCAACUGGUUCCACAACUACAGAUCCCGUAUCCGGCGAGAGCUCUUUAUUGAAGAGAUCCAGGCGGCGGCCGGCGAAGGUGGGUCCCCUUCGGCGCGGCCCGGGAAGUCUGGGGGCGAGGGAGACAACAGCUGCGACGGCACCGAGUCUGACAGCACCGCGGAGGGCCGACCGAGCGGCUCCGAGGAGCACAAGGGCUUCCUGGAGAGCCCCAGCCUCAGCCACAGAGAUGAAGAGGGCGAGGGCGAGGCCGAGUUCCCCAGCGCCUCGGGCACCAGCAGGCCACGAGGAGGCAUCAUAGACAGCCUAUUCGGCAUCCCCGAGUCCAUAUCGGCCGCCGCGCCCCCCUGCCGAAACCCAAAGGACAGCAGUCUGCGCAAGAAGAAAGCAGCCAACCUCAACAACAUCAUCCACAGGCUGGAGAAAGCGGCAAACCGCGACGAGCCUCACGAAUGGGAGUUCUGAGGCGCCGCCAUGUUGUUGUCGUUUUAUUCUCACUUUGUCCCUCACUGAGCUAACCCGACCAAGCCUGGUGCACACACAACUCUGAUUAACCCAAGGGUUUUCGAUUCGCUGUUUAGAAGUGGGCUAUCAGAGACAAGAACAAGAAAAGGAAACAAGUUUUUAGUCUGUUUAUUUUGUGAAGCACUUAAUGGCCCUGCUGGCCACAGGGCUGUGACACCAUUGGCUAAUGGUGAAGACACAAAAUUGAAAAGCACAGGAGAAGGAGCGUUCCCACGAAAUAUUCUCAAGACUGGCGACAGUCGCAAAAAAACUAAAACACAUUAUGAUAUCACAGUGUCUCUAUUUCUAAUGGAGACAUUCUCACCAACAAGCUGAAUAACUGUUACAAUAAUUUAUCAGUUCUCAAGAGUCUUGGGAGUUUCCUCUUUUGUAUCAUGUAUGCUUUGGCUGUCAGCAGAGACUAGUUCGAACCGGUUUCAAACCAAAAGUCAAGCAUUUAAAAGCAAGUGUUGGCUGAAGGAACACAGGUGCACCGUCCCCCCUGCCUCUCCCUCCCUACCCCAGAGGAGGCCAUCCAAUGGCUAUGCAACUCUAGUACGCAAUGGAUUCCAGCGUAAUGGAACCCGCAUUAUUUUCACAGUUCUGAAGCUUCUCCGAUGCGAGAAGAAAAUCCUUUUUAUAGCAAUUAAGUUGCCACCGAGAGAUUGCACAGUCAGUUGACUCUAAACAGCACUCCUUUUGAUUUUACACGCCAACGGCCUAAAAGAGAAAAAAAAAUAUUGCGAACGAAAAAUUAUCAUCGUAAAUAAGAAUCCACGAUCACGCUAAAAUUCAUACUGUUGUUGUAAGGUCGACGCAAAUGGGAGACGGGAGUAAUUUCGUAACUCCAUAGCUAAGUGUCCAUUUUUAACGUUAUUUAGGUCUCUUGUAAGGGUAGCGCUCGUUUAUUUUUUUUCCAUAGCUUUAAUCGCCUCCGCGACUUGCGUUUUGAAGCCCGCGGAGGUCUUGUUUAAUAAUAAACGUCAUUUUAGGCCAAAACAAAGACAGAUAGUGAAGAAAAAAAGGAUUUGUACAGUACUUUGAGUAAAUAUUCCUGACAAGAUAUUUUUUAAAGAGAAUGAACAAGCCUGAUUUUUAUCCUCUUAUAAUAGAACCAUACAUCAGAGACCUCUAACCAAGUUGGGCGGUUUGGGCGCAUAGAAUUACAAUUCUAAUCCAAUAUCUAUGGUGUUAUAAAUUCUAAUUCUAUGGUGUGGCCAUGGGCCACUGCACUGUAUGGGCUGGUCCUCAGCACCAGGGUACCGGAUGCUGAGUGUGGGGGGAAACCCACCUAACCGCUCGCUCUCGUGCAAACUCGAAACUUCAGGUUUUUCACCAGCUUCUCCAUUCACUGUUCACCCAACCGUAUACAAGCUUUUCGUGGCGUCCGCAACAUGUUCACGGCACACAUCUGUCCUCCGAGACAACUGGAAAAAUUCCUUACGAAACGGACUUGUUUUGUUUUUUCUUCAUACUGUAUAUGACUGAGGACUCGGACACAUUUUCAUCUACAUUUCUUGUUUAACACAUUUAAAAAAAAAAAAAAAAGAGGAAAAUAUGUAGAUUG
Messenger RNA from Sinocyclocheilus anshuiensis, 7072 nucleotides. Its product is annotated as homeobox protein cut-like 1. Gene Ontology annotation, biological process: regulation of transcription by RNA polymerase II. The transcript is spliced from 25 exons. Bases 1036 to 5466 code for a protein of 1476 amino acids. Gene Ontology annotation, molecular function: DNA-binding transcription factor activity, RNA polymerase II-specific; RNA polymerase II transcription regulatory region sequence-specific DNA binding. The record is from RefSeq and is a predicted model, not a curated record. Lineage: Eukaryota; Metazoa; Chordata; Actinopteri; Cypriniformes; Cyprinidae. Gene Ontology annotation, cellular component: nucleus.